CUCCCCGACUCAAUCAACCCAUUCAAUCACAACCUUCGAAUCGUCACAAAUCACAAACCUAACAAGAUAACACCAUCACACGCGGCAUAGCCACCCUCACAGCAGUAGCAUCACCUUUGCCACAGCGCUCAAGCCCCCAUCGACGCUGCUGCAGCUGUGCGACACAAACAUCCCAGCAACAUCGGGCAUCCUUCCCUCGUGCCUUCCUCAUAGUUCUGGGUGCCGGAGACCCCGCGGCCUUUGCCACCGCCGUCACCGCCGAUAGACGACAUCUACACGGCUAAAGGCCCAGCUACACCCAUCGCACUCUCCUCCUCUUCCCCCACAACAACAAGAUGAACUUCUUCAACAGGAGCAGGACUCGCACGCCAGUCGAGAGCGUGCGCGCGCUCCGCGAAAACAUUGGCCGCCUCGGCACCGCCAUGUCCGCCGAACAGAAGAAGAGGGUUACAGAGGAGAACUCGAGGUUGAUAGCCACUGUCAAGGCAUGCCUCUGCGGCGAGGGUGAUGUCGACUCGACGCCCGAGACGGUCACGGCUGUUGCCAACGAGGUGUAUAACCAGGACUUGUUAAGUCAGCUGGUCACCAACCUUCCGAGACUCGAGUUUGAGGCGAGGAAAGAUGUCGGACACAUCUACAACACUCUCCUCCGCAGGCAGAUCGGAACACGUCUGCCUACGGUCGAGCUUAUUGUCAACAAGCCCGAUAUCAUCUUCAACACGCUCAAGGGAUACGCAGAUGCAGACAUUGCUCUGAACACUGGUAUGAUCCUCAAGGAAAUGCUGCGGUAUGAGCCUCUGGCUAAGAUCCUCCUCCACUCUGAACAGUUCUACACCUUCCCCAAGUACAUUGAAGACACGACAUUUGGCAUCUCUUGCGACGCGUUUGCGAACAUGAAGGAGACCUUGACAAAACACAAGACAAUGGUCGCAACAUACCUGGAGCGCAAUUAUGACCGGUUCUUCAACAUGUACAACACGCUCAUCAUGUCCAACAACUACGUGACGAAGCGUCAAUCGCUCAAGCUGCUUGGCGAGAUCCUGCUGGACCGGGCAAACUAUUCGAUCAUGACAAAGUACAUUGCGUCAGAAGCCAACCUCAAGCUCAUGAUGAACUUCUUGCGCGACAGGAGCCGCAACAUUCAGUUUGAGGCGUUCCACGUGUUCAAGGUCUUUGUUGCCAACCCAAACAAGCCACCAGAGAUUGCACGUAUCCUACGCCGAAACAAGGACCGCUUGCUCGUGUUCCUCAAGGACUUCCACAACGACAAGGAUGAUGAUCAGUUCAACGACGAAAAGCAAUUCCUCAUUACGCAAAUCGAGCGCCUCUAGGUCGAGUUCCGUUCCCCCCCCCACAUCUCCAAGCCAUUGAUGGCGCGUUGAACGCCCCUUGCGCCAGGCUGGAGCAGCAUACACGAUACAGCCCAGUCUUGCAUUUCAACAUGGUACUCUGCAGGAGUGCCACUCUCACGUUUCCACCCACGCACAGGCCGCUCCCAUGGCUGCCACCAUCACGCUCCCUCCCAUGACACUAUCUCUCUCACCGCGCAUUGCACUCUUGCGAGUUGCGAGGUUGACCUCCCCUCUUCUUUGCAUCGUACAACUUGCCUCCUCGUCCCCCACGUCCCUAGUCCAUAAAUAGCUGUCUCGGCAGUCGGCAAGUCUGUCUCCUGACCACCCUGGCGGUUGACAUGUUACCUGGAUGUUGGCUGCGUGGUGCAUCUCCAUUUCCUGAAUGUCAGAGUCUCGACACGUCGCGUUGCGGUGAGUUCGGAGUUGGAUUCCUGGGCUGGCCCCAUGGGCCCCAUUGUCUAGUCUUUGGUCGUUGAGGCUUGCGUAGGUUGCAGUGUGGGUGUGUGGGGUGUGAUUCGCAGGGAAUGACGCAGCGUGGAUACGCGCGCAGCAGCAGCAGCAGGACCCAAAGUGUCGGGAAUACCUUUUUGUGACCCAAAAGGCUUUACGGUCGGACCGGUGGAUGUAAAAUGCCCGCAAAAUGGGGAAUGCCCAGUAAAAUAGACCGCCCAGCCGUCACAAGCCGACUGGGCCCCCACGACGAAAGUCGACGACGAUGGCAACAGACCCCACAUGCUGC
Vanrija pseudolonga is the source of this 2091-nucleotide messenger RNA. RefSeq names its product calcium-binding protein 39 family protein (gene Cab39l). Gene Ontology annotation, biological process: intracellular signal transduction. The coding region runs from base 336 to 1331 and encodes 331 amino acids. The transcript has 12 exons. The record is from RefSeq and is a predicted model, not a curated record. NCBI's taxonomy places the organism in Eukaryota, Fungi, Basidiomycota, Tremellomycetes, Trichosporonales, Trichosporonaceae. Gene Ontology annotation, molecular function: protein serine/threonine kinase activator activity.